AUGGCGAUGCUGGGGCGGUCCGAGGAUUCUCUGAACGCCUUUACUCGGGAUAUGCUGUCCCAACCCUCUGAGGCCAGGAUGAAUCGUCAGCUCAAAAGCGCCAGUUCGAGAGCUCUAAGUGUCAGCACUCUGGGGGAGUCGAUCGAUUUCAAUCGGGCAGACAGCUGGAGUUGUAAGUUUCAUCCCAAUUUCUCAUUACAUACCUAGCACUUUAGAAGUAAACUUUAGACCUUUUUCCAGGUGAAAGCCUGCAAAAUCUAAGUCCUAGCAAAACGGCAGACGUCCGUGUUGAGAAAUGCGGAGAUAGAACCUCUCCCGCCUCUUGUGGGCAAAAAAGACUGUUCUACAUUCCCAGCCCAUUUGGUCACUCUCUUCCGGUUUCAUUCAUAAUGACUGAGGACUUUAAUAUCAAUCUAGGAUUUUUCAGCACACUAUUUGUCUCCUGGAGAUAAAACAUAACGUUCGGGAGCUUCGAACGGAGGAAGAUAAGCAGUCAUGGGUUGUUGAGUUUGACUUCUUUAUCACUGUCUGACUGUAAAUUGUAAAGAUAUGGUAUUUACGAAGUUAUUUUGAUAUAAACCGAUAUCGAGGGCUGUUAAAAUUUAUUAGCUCAGAACCAGAAGACUUUUUGACUGUGGUAGAGACCACUUAAAGUUGUGGUGAAGUCAAAUCUACUAUUUAAGGCUAAUGGGGCGAUUAUCUUUUCAAUUCGCACGGAAUUCCACUACAUACUAAUUCUCAUGUUCGUCCUUUAGUUAGUGUUGUUACUUGUGCUCCGGUUUGGCUUGCCGUUCAAAGUGAGGAGGAUAGUUGAGUCUGCCUAUCGUAGUCCCACUUCCUUAUGCAGCCAGUAAACCAGCAAACGGGUGAAAUUAGAUAAAAGCUGAACAAUCAAAGGAGUAAAUGCGUAAAAUCUUUUAUCCGCUGAAUCAGGUAAUAGGAGUUCUAGCAAAUUUUAGAUACUAUGGUCUAUUAGGGAAAAGUUGGUAUUAAGGAAGUUUUGAGUGUAUAAGGGAAGGGAAAUUUACUAGGUUCCCGCAUACUGAAGCAGUUUCAUAGUGUUCAAGACGUCCACUCGACUUCUUUUAAUAAUAUCUUGGUAACCGAAAGUCUGUCAAAAAAGCACUUCAUCUUGUAUUUAUAAGAAGACAUUUGACAAUUAUGAGUCAUCGGACUUAUUCCAGAGACCAACUCGCCUCUAUUUAAAUUGAAAUCAAGUGUACAAAAUUAAACUUCCAGGAAUUUGUAUUUAGGAAGGAUUGGAUAGAAUGCAACCAUCAGUGAUCAAACGCUGCCGGUCUAUUAGCUACAUGACGGACUGGCCGUAAUAUCAAGUUGUACCUUGGGCGAUAUUUGCCAGUGUAUUGAGUAAGUAGUACAGAAAAAUACGGCAAGGCGUGAUGAGGCUAAACCAGGCUUUAAUCUCCUCAAGAAGGCUGUGGACGUGAGACGACAUCGUUAUCUCUCAGGGGACAACCUCCGUGGUUUGCCUAAAAAGAUGCACCCGAGCAUAGAACUUAAGUACUCUGGGACACGACAGUUCGGCCGUCGUAGCCAACGACGGCUACGACUUUACGCCCCGCAAUGAGCCGCGGCUCAUUCGACGAGAUCCGGCCACACAUUCAAAUUCGGCGAGGCUGAAAUUCUCGCAAGAGGUGACAACCGCGUGAGCCGGGAGCUACUUGAAUCGUGGUUUACUGGCCCCAGUCCAUUAACAAGUGCAAUUAUCUUCCCCAUCCAUACCCGGUGCUGAGACUUCGCCUAAGCGGAAUAAUUAGCCACGCGGAGAGAGCACAAGUGAACACUUUUCCCAAAUCCAGGGUCGGUGGGUCAGAUGGUCGAGCAAUCAUCACACCAACAUCCAAAGCACGUGAUGCAAUUGCAGCAAUUAACGACGCGAAUGAGAGCAAUCAAACAAUUAGCACACUAAGGGCUACGAUUCCGGAUGAAGAGGGGAGUCGUGAAUGUUCAUAGGUAUGCGGUAGCAUGGCGACUGCAUCCUAUAAAUACUGCAGCCCCUUCUGCAUGAACCAUCCAUAUCUGCUUUCUUCUCUGAUGAUGGGUUCGGGCAGAAAUCUGGAACGUCAGGCUAAUAAAGCCCUUGUCCCAGCAAGCGUGUCUUCUUCUUCAAGACCUAAACAGUCCCUCUUCACGUGCUACCUACGACCUGGCCCAUGUAAAACACACCAAGUUUUUGCACAAACGGGAUGGACGGCUCGGAUCUCGCAUGCAUGGGGGUUUCGUAGACGUUAUGCUAAGAGAAGGGACCAGUUAGCUUGACUCUCACCCCACCAGUUGGUCAUUCCAAAGAAACACACUCAGGGCCAACCUCGAGAUUUGAUUUGUAUCGUCAAUUGACAACCUUCCAACCCACUUCGCUUAUUGCGUCGUGCUAGAUUCAGAAACGCAAGAUUCAUUAUAAUGAGGAAUGUGCUAAAUUGUCUUAGGAACGGGGCUGCCCCCCACUUUACUCUCCCGUGCGCCAGUCGAUUGUCCGAGCCAGUCAAUCAGCUGACGUGGGGAUCGGGCACAGAGCUAAAACAGCCCGUCCAGGCGCGCCACACACAACGCACCAGGUUUUCACACGAAGAGGUUAGCAGCAGAAGGCGAUUGCUGUUGUCUCUAUGGUCUUUUUUGACAAACUUAUCUAUUAACUCACCUGUCAGGAGUGAUCCUAGUUCGUCAACCCCAAAGGAAGGUCUAUCACUGUAACUUAAGGCAAACUACACAGCCAUUCAGUACAAAGAGGAGGAUUCUGAAAUUAGGAAACAAAAUUCCAUAUUAAUUAAAGAACCAAUUUUACUUAAGCAAACCAUGCUUCUCCGGCUUCUAAAAUCUUUUUCCAACGGGCGUCUGAACUAACUGUUGCCUUGCCACAGAAUUACUCCGUCUCUUAAUUAGUUAACUGCCCAACCGGAUCAAAUAUAGUCGCUAGGUCUCUGUGGUAUUUGCUUCCAGAGGCAGUAGUGUCUGACUGGCCUUUGUUUGAUGUGCCAAUGGCAUUAGCGAACUUUUCCGUACGUCAUCGGUAUUCGGCCAUUUUAAUACUAAUUCCAGUUAUCUUACAGGGUUCGGUUUUUAUUGUAAGUCAUAAUUCGUUUCAACAAUGUCCUCUUUUAUUCCUGAGAACCCCCAUGAAUCGUUGUCUAGACCAUCAUGUGGUAUGCGCUUUGCCAGCUUCCUUUGCUUUUUCUGCAACCGUCAUGUGACCAUUACAGGUACGAACAGAAGCUUCGUAGUCUUUUUGGAAAAACCCCGAGUGCCAUCUGUGGGUUGGCUUUCAUACUGGUUUUGCUAUGAUCAUUCAUUCUAACGGUUUAUGAGGCUCUCUCAGAGUCCCUUUACAAGAGUUAUGCUGCUGGACCGGAGCUCUUGAACUACCGAUUAGUAAUUUGCUCCUCUGCGCAAGUGCCAAAUCAAUAUUUCUAGUGGGUUCAGUGUCACUCUUUAAAACAAGUAGCUUAAGUCACUUUGAAAAUAUUCGAUGCAUACGUUAAACCGAAAGAACCAGGAACGUAGCCAGGAGCUUCGUCGCCCAAGACAGCGGACCAACACACAAAAUAACUCAUAUUUGGUGCUGAAAAAGGAUUGAAAACUCAUAGCUUCAGCAAUCGGGCUUAACAAAGCAGGAACUUUACCGCAAAUAAGUCCAUUCACAUUAUGAAUAAACCUCACUUUGUAAAGUUCCAUUAGGGCAUGUUGAAGGGCUAUGCAUUGUUAAGGAAACUGCCAACAUUCACAGUUUCAUAUGCGAACAGACCCACGAAUAGAUUGGAUACUCACGCAAACCAGUGCGGUUAGGCGCCUGAAGCACUGGUCUGAUAGACUGAUGUUACUCUAAUAGAAAGUUCUCUCAGUUAAUGCCUGGAUGAAGAGAAGCGCACAUCUGCUCAUUGCUUAGUCUGUUGGGCCUUCAAAAACUACUAAGUUUGGUUUCUACUACUAAUUGACAAGGAUUUUUUCGGGGACCUUAAGUGCCGAUGAGACUCAUAAAGGUAGUCUUGUCUUAUCCAUAGACACACUGUCCUGGCAAAACGUCCAUUCAGUGCAUUCUGCCUAAUUUAUGCCACCAGUCUUUUCGCUCAGAAGUCUGUUCAUACAAUUCGGUUUUAUCCAUUUGACAGUCUCAAGAUCCCAGGAGCCUCGGCUCAUGUCUGCCUACUCAUCACCCACUCUGAACCUGCAAAACGCAUCAGGAGCCAAGGUAGGCGAUAGAGGAGUACAUUUAUUUAUUCCUGCUAAGAGUUUCAACGGCCUCCAUUCGACAACGGUAUUCCACUGCCCUACAAUUUCUAAAGUCGUAAAGUGCAGUCAUUCACUGGAAACAAAAAACGUGUUGCUCCUGGCUAAAAUACUGCGGCAAACUUGGUUAGUUCAUGGACAAUUUUCGAAAACUAGUUCAGGAAUCUUUCAAGAGCCAAUGUAAGCUAAACUGGUGGCAAGCAUCUAGGUACCUGCACUCAUAGACCUAAGGGGUGUUUCGAAAGUUCAUUAAAAGAUAGUUUAAUUGUUCAAAGAAAGCUCGGCAAGAUCUCAUUUCGUAGCCGUACCUGUUAAGGGUUAGGGGUCAGGGUUAGGGGUUGGGGGUUGGGGUAAGGGGCUAGGGGAUGGGGUAACGGGUAAGGGGUUGGGGUAAUGGGUUAGUGUUUAGGGGAUAGGGUUAGGGUUAGGGGUUAGGCUGGGGCUUGUUUACUGUAGGUACGACUAUGAAAUGAGAUCCGACCGAAAGCUCUGUCUUUCCAGAAUAUUAUGCCUCGGUAUAUGCAUUUAACAUAAAGUGGGGUUCGCGGACUUCUAAUGCCUCAUUAGCUCUAACUGUUAAAGUCCGGUAUGGGAUGAUCGCGGUCAGUCCCAUAUACAAACUCCUAAUUUGCUUCUUGUCUUUAAAGGCAAAACAACGGAAACUGUUCACUAGAAAAUCAGUGAAGGAUCUGGGGUAGAUAGUACAAUUCGUGAUUUUGCGACUGCUGGUAUAAUAAAUAAAAUGUGGCCAACCAAACAGCACGCUUCGCUCAGAAAAAACUCAAAGACGGGCCUGUUUGAGACGUAUUUUAUACAUAGAUGACGUUCAUUCACAUGGCCCAUAUCAAUGGUUGGUGACAGUAGACGAUCGUCAGAAUCCACAUAGAAUUAAGGCUAAUUUCUAAUCAGUGCAAGCAAGCAAGAUCACUACCAACUGGGAAGGUGGAAACCAGGCCUUGUAUUGGAAGCCGAUUUUGUCAAUCCCUCUUUGCAAUCGCCGUCAUUAUCGCCUAGACCAUCUAUGACUGCCUUAAAAAUCAUACUGCGACCCUACCGUAAAGGCUAACUACUAAUAAACCCUUUUUAAUGGCAGUAAAAGACUCGCAGAGAGUAAGCAAUGGCGUAUUAACUCGUAACUAACGCGUUUUAGACGAAAAUGUGCGAGUCGGGCAACUGGAACGAGGCAUACGACAGUCCUGUGUUUACGCAAUUCGCCCUUCAGUCAAGUUCGAUAACUGAGGUAAGAAUUACAUUGAAAUGUUAGCGCCAACUACGAAACUCCGCUAUAUUCGUACUCUUCUUUGUGGUUUUGUGACCCCAGUGGCAGUUCAACUGUUCGGAUCAGCAAGGCAAUUUUUUAAUAUAAACGGGAUUGUUGACACAAUAUUAAUUAUUUCAAAAACAAUGAACAGGUCUAAAGAGAAUUUAUCGAACGUAAAUUUUUUUUUUCAAAUGUUCAAUGGGAAUUUUCGCAAUUCUAAAAUGGUGACCCCUUUGAUUUACAUAUUCCGCAAUCUUCCACGAGGUUUUCAGGUUUUACUCCCCCGAAUUGCCAUUUAUUACAUCUCAACUGACAACUGCGUUUGCAGUGGCACAAAACGUUUUGCUGGGUUCGUAGUGGACUUUUCUUAGAGGGAGAACAAAAGAAAACUAAUCUUCACUUUUGAUUUUUUCCCCCAGCGUCAAGAGCAGGAAGUUAACAGGUAUUUGGCCGCUUAUGCACGCGGUUCCCUGCCAAAAAUCCCAAAAGACUACAUUGACGAUUUCCCCCAGGGUCUUGCAAGGGGAAAGGCGACCUUUCUAGACGCCCUUGCGGACUCGAGUGCCACCCAGACAAGCAAUCCGGCAACUGUGUUGACGAAGGGUGACCCUAAUGUAAGUUAUGUCGCUCAACUUAUGAUCAAUUUGUAUUUAAAUACGUAAGGGGAAUUUGAGCAAAUACAUCAUAUGUGUGUGGGUGCUCAGAUGCACGAUCGAAGUCGGAAGAGAAGAACAUUUCUGUGGGAUUUCAUGCCUUGAAUCUAAUUAAAUAGAGAGGCCCCUGGAGGAAAUACACUAAGACUGUGUCAUUCCAAGGAUGAAGUCGCUUUAUCAUAUAAUGUCCUGACUCAGCAUUGGGUGAGUUCAGUACACUACUUACAGAUUUACCUAUCCUCCGCAGGGCAAUAUAUAAUUAUAAAAUGUUCCACAUCACGCUGCAAUUUGUACCCAAAAGCUCAGUAAGAUGUUUUUCAGAAAUUUAUGCGCAGCAACUAUCCGACGCAUCUAUGUUACUUGGUCAUCGUACUUCACUGGCUUUUCAAACUCUCACUAGUAUCCACUUGCGCGUGAACUACUGUAUAGUGGUGUCAGAUUUACGCAACAUCUGCUGCAUUGUCUCCUUCCUCACUCACCUCGGCCUGGCGGAAAGAUAGGUUCAGGACGACCAGAUGCUUGCUCGGGCGCAGUGGCUGAGAAUGAUGAACAGUCUGUCUGUGUGUGCCACACACUUCUUGGUCCCCGCUCAAUGUACCGGGUUUUUAUAGAAAGGUGACUCGAUCUCCAUCUGAGUUUGAGUGCUAUAGAGGUCAUAUGAAGAAGGGGCCAUUGAGCCCCGCCCUCAGUCCUCGAGCUAGUCACCUCACGCAUACACACACACACGCGAAAUUUCUACUGUCGAUUCCGACAAUGUCCACCGUGUGCUAGGCAGCUAGGUGCAGCAGGCACGGUGACUUGCGCGUGAAUUAGUUUAUAGUGAUAGUCGACCUGCGCAUCAUCUACCGCACUCUCUCUUUACCACUCCCCGCCUGAAUCCGAUUUCAGGACAGAGUCAAGAAGAUCGGAGGCGAGGGAGGACGCAGGUGGAUGGCACGGUUGUGCCUGCACCUUGGCGCUCCACUCCACCCCCCCCCUGACCUUCACAACAAAUAACCCGAUUUUUGACCAACAACAGCAAUGGUGGGCGGCAGAGGUUCCAGUGUGCGCGACGGCUUCCGGUAACCGUGUCUGUCACCGCAUCCCAAAAUGUUGACAGUUGUUAUGGUUUGCAAUCCGGAUAGCACCUGCCAGAACCCGAUGCGACCUCCGUACUGGUCCAGCGCAUCUAAUACGUGGCCAGUUAGUAGGGCACAACGCACACACAGUAAUGGCCACGAGAAUCGAGUUACCCCGUCAGUUGACAGCCUCCCAAACGACAACUUUUAACGAGCCAGAUUUUUUAUUGUGGGGAAUGUGCCGGAGUGCCGUGGGGAUGGAUCUCCUAGGCUCAGCCUUAAUGCACCAAUCGAAUUUCCGUACCUGUCAGCCCUCUGGUGUUUGGAUUGGGUGCAGUGGCUGGCAGAGGUCAACAGGUCGUCUACGUUUGCCGCACACUAUCUGCCUCUCGCGCAAUGUAUCAACUGUUAACAAAAACUUGCCGUUUAUGAUCUAUCAUGCAUGGGAGUGACGCACUAAGUAGGAGCCACUGAAUAAAAUUAUACUCGUCACUUUCUAUUGGAUGCAGGUCAUGACCUCUUUGGAGUUGAUCACUGUGCAGUUGUUUUUUCUACCUAAAGGGCUCCACGCAGGUUUGCGAAAUUAUAAUUUUCCGAACACGCCUCCCUUACUGUCCGCCAUGAUCUUCGACAGCUUUCUUGUUGUCCAGUAGUCAGCCGAAUUCAUGCGGCGGCUGUACAGUCCCGUCAAAUAGCGGGCAUGAUUCAGGUCCGAACACGUGCGUCAGCAGGACCAAGCCGUGCGCGAGUGAGGCCAUUGAUGAUGAAGUCACGCGAAAGCAGGUUGGCGCUGGAGUUGAGAGAUCAACCGACAGACUAGGUGUUUGAAAGUGGUUAACCGUGAUGGUGCACCUGAACAGUACUUUCCUGGCGCGACAAUCCGGCAGAUAGCGAAGUGGUGUGGCUGGGCUAUCCGGUACUGGUUGAAAGCUGGCAUAAGAGCGGACAUAAAGAUCUAACAACCAACUAUAGCUGACACAACUUGCAGGGUAUGUACACCUUUCUUUUAAGUCCAUUUUUGUUUAGACCGUCAUAUAUCACACCAAGAAUGAUUGACCAGGAGGUCCGCAGGCCCCAGAUGAUGUCAUUGAAGCGCACAUGAAUGACUCUUUGUGAUUUGUGAUACUACAAAGCCCUGAAAGUUUCUUUCAACUUCCCCAGUUGAAUCUUCUUUGGAGCUAAGACUCAAGCUGAACGGUCGACUUGCAGUUCAUAUAUGCUUAAGACUUCUUGCUGGUAGAACUCAGCUGCAGGUUGCUGUGACCUGCGUGCCUUCCCUUGGAAGGAAACAGCAUACAGACUGCAGCAAAAGGCCCGGGGAUUAUUUGUUAGUAAAGACACCCCCUUGUGUUUACCUGAUAAACCAAAAACAGAAUCAUAGGCAUGUACAGUGAGUGACCGAUCUCAUGAAAUGUUGGCUGAAAUUCUGAAAUGCGUUUUCGAUUAAGAAGGAUUACUUGGUCGCGGUUGUAAUACUACUUGUCUUGUGGCAUACUCUUAUAGCAUUUCGGACUUGGCAGGAUGUCAGCUUUUAAAUGCACUUCUUUUCAAUCUCCUGUAGAAAGCGUGUUCAGCAAAAAAUGACUACUUAAGUAGCAUGCAUUUUUCCCAUUGAUUUUCGAUGGUCUUGGAAAUUCAAAUAUAUCUUAUAGAAACCAUAAACAAAAAUAUCCUUUCUUUUAGUCAAUCAAUAGAAAAUCAUGUCUUCUUUAUAUUUUAUACUUAGGGAUGGAGUAUAAUUAUGAGACUUUAAUUAUGAGACUUUUUAAGACUGCGAAAUGUCCAUUCACAUAGCAUCGUAUCUGGCCGUUUACCACUGCUCCUCAUGAAAUGUACAACAUUGUCCGCAUCCAUUGCAAAAUUUUAUGAACUCUGUAUGAUAUCUCUUUAAUAGCGUAGAAAAAUAUGUGAUUUUCUUUACGCGGAACGCAUGCACCCUGUAGAGUGAUAUCACCAAGCGCUAAUGCAACGAAUGAUCAGGCUCCAAAUUAUUCGGCAAUUAGAAAACUUUUUUAAAACUUAAUUUUAUUCCUUCUUCGAGUAUGAAGUAUAAAGAAGAUGUGAUUUUCUAUUGAUUGACUAAAAGAAAGGAUAUUUUUGGUUAUGGUUUCUAUAAGAUAUAUUUGAAUUUCCAAGACCAUCAAAAAUCAAUGGGAAAAAUGCAUGCUACAUAAGCAGUCAUUUUUUGCUGAGCACGCUUUCUACGGGAGAUUGGAAAGAAGUGCAUUUAAAAGCUGACACCCUGCCAAGUCCGAAAUGCUAUAAGAGUAUGCCACAAGAUAAGCAGUAUUACAACCGCGACCAAGUAAUCCUUCUUAAUCGAAAACGCAUUUCAGAUUUUCAGCCAACAUUUCAUGAGAUAGGUCACUCCCUGUAGGAGUGGUAUGUGAAAGGAGCAUCCGAUGGAGGUACACAGAUCGGGACGGAAAGCUUGGCUUUCAAUCAGUAACUUAUCCUUCUGUCUGAGUAAAACUGGCAGUCUCGGAUCAGUUCUGAUCCCACUAUCCUAACUCCUUAACCGACUGAGUUGCCACUGCACCUCCAACUUUUGUCCAGCCUCCUUUCCUGAUAAACUGGUCUUGUCAGUAAAACGUGUUGGUUUUUUUAAGCCAGCCUUCUAUCCGUUUCUGCUUUUGUUUUAGAAAAGAUGCAAUCAGCAACGAGCAAUCAUGGAAUUAGUCCAAACGGAAGCAAACUACAUUAAAGUAUUGGAAAUGAUGAUUGAUGUAAGUGGUCAUCACCAUAAUUACAUCGACCCUAAAAGUGGAUUUGGCCAGACAGAAGAUCAGCCAUAAACAUGAGCCAAUCUACGAUUUCCCCCUUUGUUUACGUCAGUUAUGACCUAAGCCGAGCUAUCCUACUCAAAAAAUUUGAACAUUGCCGCUGAUUUUUGUCCUGGGUAUUUCUGUUCUAGAGAUCUAGAACGGUGGGCGCCUUCUACACGCGAGUAAAUAUCUCAUGAUAACGGUGAUAAAUUAUCUGAUGGUCAGGCCAUCUGCUCAGCCGAGCCCCGGCUGAAACUGUCAGGUCACUGGGCCUGGGAUUGAUAUAGGACAAGCUAAAGAAAGCGGGUGAAACAGAAACAGCCCUUAAAUUCCAUUUUCUUUGUCGGUUAAAUCCCUUGCGUCUUGAAUACCCUUAUGUAUAGAAGAAUCAGUGGCAAGGGUAUAGAUUGUGGCCAGGAUUACUUUCCCCGGGAUGAUUUGCGCUGAGCGAAAGAGCCAAAUAUCUUGGAACUUUGCGGUAUCACAAAUGUUGAUCCUCCACAUUGUCACCAUUUAAAAGAAGACUAUUUUGCCCCUUAUUGAUAAUAAUAAUAAUAAUAAUAAAGGAAUUUAAUAUCACCUUGAAGACGUUGUCAAAAAGGUAUAGCAUUGUCGUAUUUGUACUCCGAUAACUAUCUUAAAGCAUCAUGACCAGUCUCACGCAACUGUCACAGCGAGGUCUUUUUAUUUCUUUCUCUGUCAUGUGCAGAUAAAUGUCGCCAGUUAUUUUCUUUUAGCACAAUUGCUCCCCAAGAAUGUAACCCCGGCCAUAAGCCAGAUCCUUGCCGAAUCAGUAAACUGUAUAGUAGUCAGAUCGCGGUAGACCGUAAAAUGCGGAGAAGAAUGUAUAAUAUCUGUCCUUCAGGGCGUGCUCGGCUACGAGUAACAUUUUACGGCCAUCACAUCAUUCGGUUGUUCAUCCGAUAUGGGCAGGUAAUUCACAGAAUGAUGUUGGGGGAGGGGUGUGAUCAACAUGAAGCUAAGGUAAAUGGGCUAUCUCAUGAAGUGCUAGCUAAAAGGUGCUUUCAUUCGAAAAUACGUUCUAUGUGGAGUUGCAUUACCAAUUAUCUUAGAUUAUUUAAGAUAUUCCAGUCAAGUCAGCGUGCUCGAUUUCGAGCAAGCCUUUAUCCGACAGCUUGCAUAAAUUAAAAUCCGCGAAAGUGGCAACUUAAAUAGCAUGAAUUUAUCAUAUUGAUUUUCGGUGCUCUUAUUAAUUCAAAUACCCCCCAUGGAAAGCAUAAGAAAAAUUGGUCUUUCUUGUAUUCGUUGGUAGCAAAUUACUUUAGAUUUUUGCUUGAACGAAGAGUAUCUUUUGGUGCUAAGAACGUUUCAAGGGCAACGAUCUAGAGAAGGAUCCCACUUAACUGUCAGUAGACUGUGGAUCGUGCCAUAGAUGAUUAAUGAUAAAGAGGGUUUUUUGGUGGGACAGCACGCUAAAUAGUAAGCUGAAAAAAUGAAAGAAAACAGAGAAAUUGUUUGGACUUAUGCCAACAACGGAAAUAAGAGUAUUAUUAGACAAUAAACAAAAAGCAAAUUUCACAAAAUAACGGAUUUCGAGGUAAGGUUUGAGGUCGUGAGAAGAAAUUGUUGUUGGCAGUAUAAUUCCUGCAACAGCCCGCAAAGGCAUGUCAAGAUGAAACCUCAUAUAACGCGAUCCACAGUCUACUGACAAUUAAGUGGGGUCCUUCUCUAUACCGUUGCCGUUUCUAGUUAUGAGGUUUUUUAAAACUGCUAAACGUCCGAUUAUACAGCAUCGCCUCAGCAAGUAAUUAAAUGUUGUAAAUUAAUGCUCGAUAAUGCGGUCUACUUCCAGUGCAAACUUUUAUGAACCCUAUACGACGUCUUUUUAAUACCGUACAGAAAUGCAUGAUUUUUCUCCCACGAAGAGCAUAAGCUUGUAGUUUGGAAGACAUAAAUGCCAGAUAACUGCAGGUCGGGCUUGAAAUUAUUCGGGAAUUGAAAAAUUUUUAAAACCGAAUGGUACGCUACCGUAAAGUUUGAAACUGGAAAAUGACGUAAUUUUCUAUAAAAUGUGUGAAAGAAAAAAAUAUUUUUAUGCGUGUUUCAUGUGAAAUUUACACGACUUUAAAGGGGCAUCGAAAACCGACAUGAAAAAUUCACACUAUGUAAGUAGUUAUUUUUGCAGAGUUUGGUUUAUACGAGCCGCCGAAAAAGGCCCGUUCGAAUGUCGGCAUCCUGAGAAGACCGAAAUAUUUUAGUAUUAUGCUACAUGAUACUUAAUAUUACGACCAUAGAUAAGUAAUCCUUACGAAUGAAAAACAAAUUUCGGAAUUCCGGUCAACUUUUCAUGAGAUAUCUCAUCUAUGUGCAUGUAUGUAUAUAUACAUAGGUUUUAUACCGCUCUCCCGACAUAGGUUUUAGUUAAAAGCCCAGGCACGCGUUUCGCCGAGUUUUCUUCUUCUGUUACACAUGCGUAUAUCAAUUUAUGUUGUCAAUUGUUUUUUGCACCGAAAAUUCGCAACGGUCGAUUAUAAGCGCGAUUACUUAUCAAUUGCUCAUGUUCGGGCAUAUUACAGUAAUAGACAUUACGCUAUUUUGUUGGUGGAUAUGAAAAGCCCUAUGGUGUUGACGGGGCUUAAAACGCAAGCGUUAAUCCUGCCUAAAUAUUAAUGCUGUAAACAAGGAAACGUUUGAAAAAAGCGAAUAUACUCAAUUUCCUAACUGAGUGUUUGAGUGGCGAUAGUGCAUUGAGUCAGCGCUUUUCAUCAUACACGUAGGUUCAUGUUGCCGUCUUCCUGGAGCUUAACAAACCUAUGACUGACGCCAGCAUACCGAGUCGUGUCGGCUCUUAUCGCAGUUAUCAUUCUUCUGGAGGAAGUAUGCACAAAAGACGCCGAGAUAGUCUCUUUGAAAAGAUAAGGCCUUCAAACCGUCGCCGAAUACGAAGCCAUGCUGAAACAGGUAUCUCUUCAAGGGCGAGCGUUACCAGCAUCAACAAUGGGACAUUUUCCGAAACCUCCAGUUUCCAAAACUUCGGCAGUACAAAUUCGCUUUCAUCCAUCUCGGCACCACAACGACCGCAGCCUAUUCCUGAUGUCAGCGACAUUUUCGGGAAUCUUGGCCAAAUUUACAGAGCAAAUGUAAAAUUCUGGGAGGAUUGUUUCGAGCCCUGCUUUUCGGGAAGUCCACCCGGGGAACCGAAGCUCACUGUGAAGAAGCUCAAAGCGGUGUUUCUUAAGGUAUGUCCUGAGUAGGCCUAAACGCUCGUGCGGGUAAAUUCAAUGUCCUUAUCAUCCCUAUGCUCGGAGAGUAGUAGACGAAUAAGGCUACUUACUGCAUACCUUAAUCGUACAUUGAAAAAAGACUGUUUCAUUUGCUUUGUAAACAUAGCUCAGGAAGACCAGACGAAGAAGAAAGGUCUCUAGCAGACUAAUCAGGGUACCGAUGAAAAUUAGAAAAAAAAGACGAAGAGCUAAUUAUUUGGGACUCAUGUCUAUGUAAAGUUCCAAAACACGAACCUUCGCAUGAGUUUUUAGCAGCAUUCAGAAAGAAAACAGGUGUUAACUUAGAAAGCCUAGCAGGUUGUAGUUGAUGAAAAUAAGUCUAGUGUUUCAAACCACCCCUCCUCAGUAUGUCUUGCCGAUUCUGCCAGAAUUUUGGCGAUAGCGAGAUCAGGCAUCUCUUCCAGAGUUCCAGCCCCAAGCUCAGCGAUUUGUCGAUCUCCCCCGCCAUCAUUUUAACUACUUUAUCUUGAUCAUUAUGGUAUUAGUAACUUGCAGUAAAGUGAAAAUCUCUAUGUUGCUCAAAUGAUCUGAGGCCUUCAAGCUUUUAAACCAAUUUGCAUGUUUUUUUCAGUUUGAAACGUACUUUGAACCGUAUGUCGAGUAUCUGAAACAUUGCCACAGCAUCAUUUCCAAUGUGAAGACCUUGGAAGUCAAAAAUCGCCUCUUCGCUGCCUACACUGAGGUAAUGGAUGGUCCAGUUUUAAUUUUCUUCUGUGUUUGAGCCGUCUUUACGUGCAUGCUUUGUUAAAUAACCAGUCAGACGUACCAAAGUUUAGGUGAAACAUGCAUCUUACGUUUCUUCCAGCCCUCUCUUCAUCAACAACCUCAAAAGUAGUGGGAACGCGUUUAACCAAUCAGGUUACGGGACACGCACGUCCCGUUGCGCCUUGGGGCUCGCUCGAGAGACCUCGCAGGCAGUCACGUAGAGCGACCACUGGCGUGGGCGGAACAGAAACACCGACAAAGACAGCACACACUGGAAUGGUCCUUUCGGACUCAUUAGUCGUCGUCUGUUGGUAAACCCAAACAUAAGUCUGAAUGACCUGGGAUUCGAGUCCACAUCUUGACGGAUUAAUGCCCUCCCACCGUUUUUAACAUUUCCAACUGCAAUCGACAGAACAGCGGAAGCGUGGUUCGAUGUUGAAACGUUGGACUUCUAAACGUUCAAUAAGCAAAAAAUCCCGAUUUAAUUCCAGGACAGCCAGACCUGUGGUUGGAUAUGGCUGGCCCACGACGGCCUGUAGGCCGGGAAUGGUUCUAUCCGUUUCUCUUGUUUUGGCGGCUCUUCUUUUUUGAAUAAAUCCUAAAAAUGACCACAAUGGACUUCGGCUAUUCAAGCAAUCUUAAAUCGCAUCGAAGGCAAAGGAUAGCGCGUUACGUUUCGUUAGGGGCACGGCAGAUUGCGGAUAAUAAGUAAUACUUCACGGCCAGCCUACAUCUACUAUGGCUAUCAAAGAAUCUCAUAGCUGCGAAUCACUUUAAAAAAACAAUCCUGAGACAAAUGACCGGAUACGGUGCAGAAACGCAGAGGCAAGUAAGAUUAAUGUGAAUAUUUCCGAAGCGACCUAUUUCUUAAAACAGUGGGUUGCUAUAAAGAAUAGUUUGUUUCUCCCGUUUUUUUCCAGUGGACUACGUACCACAAUACACUACAUCAUCGUGAGAGCCUUACAAGUCUACUUCGGAAACCCUUUCAAAGAAGUAUGCAAUACGGACUUCUCCUUCAGCGUAUCAAGGACGAAACUCGCGACCCUGAGGAAAUAUGCGAUCUUGACGAAAUGGUAGACACUGAGAGUGAAACUAUUCGGUCUUCUUAUGCACUUGCUCUCUGUGUACCAACUUUCCGUGUCAUCGCCUACACAAUCUCUGGCCUGACUUUCUGCCUGCCGUAACUUUUAGCUUUCCGUGGUAAACGAAUUCGUCAAGAAAAUCGAAUCGGGGAUACCGGAACACGAGGAAAGGCUUGAACUCGAAAAAUUCCUCCAGCGAAUUGAAGGCUACUCCUACCUUAAAGCACUGCCCGAAGGACUGCAUGCCCAUGCCGACAGCCUAGCCGACUUGAAGACACGCUUACGACAACCAGUUUGCGUAGCGGGCCAGAACAAGUACAGAAUUCCAUUAACCGAAUUGACGGCAAAAGUCAAAUUUAGCAACGGCAAGGUUAGUCCCAGCGGAGAGAUGAUUACCUGUUGAUUAACAGAUUUUUUCGUUUGCGACUAUGCAUGUUCUCAUCUGGGACCGCACCUCUUGAAAUUGCAGAAAUAGAUUCACGGGUCAGUCUUAUGCUCAAUAUCAGGGAACUCGGGAGGGUUGGAAACCAAUAAGUACGCUCCCAAGUCAUAAACCUUACUUUUUCCACAUACACAAGACAAGGUAUAUACGGCCAAUUCCCCUAUUGUAGGAUAAUUAUACUAGCAAAACGUAACCCAAAAGAGAUAACUGUCACAAAAAGGGCAAAACCGCUUUUUUCACUGGAAGUCCCAAACUCCGCCGAUUUCAAAAUAUCAGCAAUUUUCAUACACAAUGGUUCAACCGUCUCAGAGGUGCUUACCAUUAUCAACUUGCGAAUCCCUUCGACAGCGGCCGCCGCCACUCUGUUGGGUGGUCGUCAGACUGACUGCAUAUUGGGAAGUGCCCGCAGUUACUAAACUGCAAUGCCAAAUAGGGGGUCCCAGUCAGUAACUUGUGCCAUGGACUCUAGGGUCAGAAACCUGGGCGAAUGUAGUGCCGCAAAUCCAAAUUCGGAUAGUGACGUAUUAGAGCACCCACUAUCACAAUCAAAGCUCGGAUCCGUAAAAGAGGUUAUGGAACGGGAAGAAGAUUCUCACCGUCCAUUGACUGUUGUGUAUCCUCCAAGACGACUAUGUUUGUGUCUUCAAAUACGCUCUGUUUGAACGUUUAAAUCGGACACCGAUGUCCAAUCGCUUUUUGUUGAACACGUCUGGGGUUGUCCGGGAGCAGGCCGGUGCAAAUUUAUCGCUGCAGUUCAAGCCAUAAUGAGACCAUAGCCACCAUGACCUUCAGGAUCGGUCCCGAAUAGGAAGAGGAGAAGUGGGACGACAGUUUGGAGGACGGUGUAUUCUGUGCAGAACUAUUAGAGAAGAGGCUGGUAGGAGUGUGAGACAAUGGGGCAGUCGUCCAGCGCCUUCAGUGAGGUCAUGUCUGAGUCGGAGCCUUGACUGAUCGGCAAAGACAGCCGGCAUCAGCCGAGAACCAGACUGCAGUUGGUGCGCACACACACACAAGUAGCCACGUGAGGCUGAGCUUUGCAACAUGUGUCCGGAGUUGAGCCACUACGACUUCAGUCCUUAACUAUUUCUUUCUGACUUCGCAAAGACAUUCAGUGUGGAGGCAGAGAAAUAUGUUCCCCAUCUCUGCAGAUCGUUUUGCUUUUCUGUGUCCGAGUUGAUACCAAGCCGUGUUGGUGACUAACAAAUGGGAAUCAAAACAAACUAAUCGUGCUGAACAUAUCCUGCAGGCCGAUCGGUGAACGCAAUUCCCCCAUACGGGAUAAUUACUUUUAUUUAGGUGAUGACAGUAUUAUUUAGUUUAAAAGUCAAACGGUAAUACCGAGGGAUCUACCAUACCCUGUCAAUGAUCCAUACGCACAGUAUACAGUGUCGCGCAUACGGCCACCGGCUUUGUUCUCCCUCUGCGCCUUAAUUGGUCAACCUCUUGCGUGAACCUACACACUAGCCGAUCACAUAGGAGUGACAGUUCGACCGUAGAUCCCGACGGGGAGGACGAAGAGCUUAGUCCUUAUACAAAAUCUGAUAACGAAUAUACGUGGACUGUCUAAGUUCUGCGAAUAUUCCCAUGUUACAAUUGAAAAGUCAAUUUGUCAAACACGUGUUUUCGGUAACUCGUCAUCAGGCCAAAACAGUUGCAUAGAAGUUCAAAAUAGGCGAACUUCACGGACAGAAUGGAAUCACCGAAGUAUGGAAGACCCGACGCUCGAACUCGCGAACUGUUAGUAAGAAGUCCACGCCUCUAACCACUGGGCCACGAGCCCGUUGCCCUGUCGGUUUUUGAUCGGGAAUAUACAAAGGUAGGGGGCGCUCACCGAUCAUUAUUACGGAACUCACACGUUCCAUUGUGCCUUACGGGCUCUCUCUCGACGGCUUAUAAGCCAGAAAUGGCCAUUCCAGUUUCCCUUGUCUUUGUAGCCAAUGCCAUUCUGCCUAUAUCAUGCGCCGCUGUGCGGCUGCUGGUUGGGCUCUAGAGAGAGCCCGUAAGGCACAACGGAACGAGUGAGUUUUGUAAUAACGAUCGGUGAGCGCCUCCCUCCCCCCCCCCCCUACCAUUGAAGUUCACAGGGUUUAUAAGCGAUUCAGGUGCUAUUAACACUCAUCAUUCCCACGCCGCCCACAUGGUGAGGCGUGUUAUUGCGUGGUCGGCGUGUUAUGUUCAUUGGGUCAAGGGGGCGAGGGGGAGGGGUGACAGGCUGUGAGUGAUGUUUGUAAGUGCACAUCACUCCCAUCAGGAGGUUGGGGCGACAUACAAUCGUAAUCAUUCUAUGUAACUGUUUUGGCCUGAUGACGAGUUACCGAAAACGGGUGUUUGCCAAAUUAACUUUUCAAUAAUUGAAUGAUCAGAAAUGUGAGUGUGGUGUGCGUGUCUACAAACGAACUUCAAGUUUACAUAAGACAAAUACAGUUACUACAAAAGAGUGCAUAAUACCAACUGCACCGUGCUAAUACGCCACUGAAGAUGCUCGGUUGGCCAUUCAAACAGUUCCACUCGAGGACGAAAUGCAAAACAAAUAUCACGGCUUCCGUGUAGUAGAUGAUAGUCGGACCGGUAGGCGGCAGCCGUGUUCCUUAAAGUACAUGAUUUACCUUGAGGUCAAUUAAAACCCUGAUGAAUAACUAAUGGUGACCAGUAAAUGACAACAUGAAGGAAACAUUUGAUUUUCUCAGUGCGUUUCUGGGCGUCGAAUGUUGAUUUUUCACGCGUCUUUGUUGGGGCCUUCAUAAUCUAAUGCACUUUUUGCACUUAUUGCAUAAUGCAGUUCUCAGACAACGAUUAAAGUAGCCUAAACGGCGCUGAUAUUGACUCCAACCUAAGUAAUACUUAUCGUCUUUUUAGAUCAGGGAAGCUGUCUGCAUCCUGCUGACUGAUCAAAUCCUCAUUUGCAAAGAGAUGCGCAAAAGCAACGGUCUCUCUGUUUGCAGGCCACCCAUCCCUCUUUCUCAUGCGCAAUUAGUAUCCAAAAGUAAGUAAAUUAUGAAGAAGAUGUUGAAGGCCUUCAGCUGAGACACGUACCUUUAACAGGCAGAAUACUAUGUGGAAAUGUAUUUUUGAGAUGAGACUUUGUGUCACAAAUCCGCGCAGGAGGCAAAAAUUACUGUCUUUGUAAUCCUAAUUAUCCAUCAUUCAUUUCUCCACAGUCUUCCGUAUUUGUAAAACACACCACGACCAAUGUGACGAAAACUCACCAAGAAUGUAAUACCAUAGCACUUGCUGAUUUUAAUAAAUCAGGUUUGGUGGUGACUUUUGGGUAAAAUAAAGUCCCUUUUAAAAAUUAUCUACUUAAUGGAAGAGGGUGAUUUCUCCCUCUAGUACACUGAAGGUCCCAGAUACCCGUUCAGCAGAAUAUUAUGAAGGAUACUUAGUCUCGAAGUGUUUCAGACAUGCCCGAAACCACCAUCAUGCAUCGGAACGAACUGUCCUCAAUGCGACAUUGCGCCCAAUAACAGCCGCCGACUCUGCCCAUUUCAGCUGCCGCUUUGACCUCUCCAUCCAGAGAGCCCUAGUAAUGGACCGGCUCCAACAACUUACCAGCCUGUGAAUUAGAUCUAGUUCAGGUUUAUCGGGUAACUGAAGAGUUCAGAAGCCGGUUCGACGAGCAUACGUCUGUUUUCGGUAAAUUCCCUUCACUCCUGUACAUUUGGAUGGCUAUUGAAACUGAGGAGUUCUGUUCGAAAAGGCCAUUGUAGACAGUAGGCUUUCAGUGGCGUAUUCUUACGGACCUAUGAGAGCUCUUGCUAAUGCAAAGCCACCGAAUGGACACAACGGAUCUCUUGUAUGCGCAGAUACAGAUACAGCUGUAUUCCAUGUGAUCGCUGCCGACUGGGACUAAGCUCGUGCCUAUUUUUCCCUGCUAAUUAACCUUCCUAAAAAAACCCACAAACUUCCGCUGGUACUAAGAAAUCAGCCAGUUUUAUGCUGGCCCGAUUAGAGCUGUGCAUAUAAUGAUGAUCCGGCUUCUGUUUGAUGUGAAAUUCAUCGUGGAAUCCCUUACCAUUGUGGGCAGUAAGUGUAUGCCUACUGAAAUCAAGUCUAGUUGGGGCAACAUGAUGUCUUAUUCCUUGAACCCCGAGUGUCCUAAGUGUCCUUGGAGUAUGUUUGGUAGAAAAUGUUACAGCAUUGUCCUAGAUGAAUACUCAAUGUUGACCGCUAUUUUAUCUCCCUGAAGGUGGUCUCCUCGCUAUUAUUGAGAGAGGAGAGUGGAGCUACAUCAAAGAGAUCUAUACAAUCAUCGCUGAGAGCAUCCUGUUGAAGGCCUGGUCGGAGCAAGUUCGACAAGCAAAGGUUAGUCGAAAUAAAGACGAGUAAAAACCGCGUACUAGGGAAGCUUAUUUUAAAAAUGCAAAUUGUUUUUCAAGAAUUUCGGCAGGCACAUGACGCCAACCCUUCAUCCGCAUAUGGUUUCUAUAUAAAGCAGACGGAUUUCGGAAAGCUGUUAAAAUAUUUGCAACCGUAGAGAUAAUGAACACUAUGCGGGAGGGAGGCUUCCGACAGUACGACCGCGGACGUGCGGGACAAGAAAGGCUUUGCUCUGAACAAGAUCGGGUUAAGUGUGGCUUCUCCGGCGGCGAAGCACUCUUAAGUUCAUAUGUCCACAGCAUUUUCAUAUCAGCACUCUCUGACAGACGAUCAGAUGGGCAGAAUGUCAUACAUUCACGUUCUCCGUCGGGCGAAAUUUAUCGACGAACGUGCAAAGCAGAAGAACUUGGUGGUCAACAACAGAUUUGCUGAUCCUACGUUGCGGCCCACAUGCAGUGCUCUAUGCUAACAAGCUUGGUCGAACAUCCCGGAUCGACUGCAGUCCAUGUUUAAGUGAUCCGUUGGCCGCGUGCUGUUCAAUAUGCUUUCAUGUGUAUUUAACCGUUGAAGGUUAUAUAAGAAUAGUUUAUAAGGAAUCAGGACGCUAAUAAGAACACGACGUCUCUGUGGGCCGGUGUGAAAAUAUGAAACUGCAAAUCACAGUAUUCUGAAAAGUCAUCAAAACAAGGCAACUGGGCAUUACCGACAAAGACAAGGGAGACUGGGAUGGCCAUUUCAGGCUUGGUAACCGUCGUCAGACAGUCAUACCCAACCCCAAAAUAUGGAACAACAGAGGCUCGAACUCGCGACCUGUUAGUUAGAAGUGCUCGCCUCUAACCACUGGGCCACGAGCUCCUUGCCCUGUCGGUUUCGAUCGGGAAUAUACAGUGAGCGCCCCCUACCAUUGCAUAUUCCCGAUCGAAAGCGACAGGGCAACGGGCUCGUGGCCCAGUGGUCAGAGGCGUGGACUUCUAACUAACAGUUCGCGAGUUCGAGCGUCGGGUCUUCCAUACUUCGGGGUUGGGUAUGACUGGCUGACGACGGUUAAUAAGCCCGAAAUGGCCAUUCCAGUCUCCCUUGUCUUUGUCGGUGAUGCUAUUCUGCCUAUAUCAUGCACCGCUGUGCGGCUGCUGGUUGGGCUCGAGAGAAAGAGAGCCCGUAAGGCACAGUGGAACGAGUGAGUUCCGUAAGAACGAUCGGUGAGCGUCCCCUACCCUUACAAGGCAAAUUCUACAUUUCAACAAUGAUCGUGCUCUGUCUCACAAACGUAUCUGUGUUUUCGCUCCAUUCCAAAGGAUUGGACGGCGCUGAGGCACAUAAACAAACAAAAUAGCUGAUUGACUACAAAUUCAAUAUCUCCUUAGAGCCAACGGACACCCAAGCGUUUUAUCGAGCAAAAUAGGCGCCAGGCGAGCAGACAACGGCCAAAGAAACAAACUUGAAGCCCAGAGAGUCGUCCUCUACGUUAAGGGAGUAUUCUAGGCGGUUUCUCGUCUGUUGUAACCCACCAGAGUGGUCCUGGCCUAUCGACCUCAGAAAACAGUUCGUCGCCGUUUGAUUUAUUCUAAGGGCACGUUACCGCCCAUUGAAAUCUAGGCAGUUGCAUACAAGAUAAAUUGCAAUGAUAGGGAUUACAGCUAUGCUGGGAAAUCCAGACGAAAAUUCCAUACCCGGCCAACAGGGGCACAAGAUGACAACUCGGAGGUUAGAUCCCGGACGAUUUCGUCGAACGAAGCAGGCACGGCCAAAAGAGCAGCAAUAUGAAGAAUGGAGGGACAUUACCCAUACCAAUGCGGGCUAUAAAGAGCUACGGUGAAAGCGAGCCAAGUUACGGAGUGAGGGUCACGUCAGGAAUCAACAACGGUGAUGAAAGUACGGUGACUGAUGACUCUGAUGCGGACCAACAAGCCGUCGAGAAGAAGACGCGAUUGCCGGGAUAAGAGCUGUAUUUACCUGACGUUUCGCAUUCAUACUGAAACAGCUGAUCGGAGAUAGCUUUAUGUACGGCCAACCGGUAAACAAAGCGUUGCAGUAUUUACUGAACGUAAUCGCUACGCGAGAGAAUGCUAAACAAAAUGUUGGGCUCUCCCCCUUCAUCGCAGAUUGCUGCCCUUGGUACGAUGAUCGCUUGAUGGCCGGUAUUCGGGCCGUUAAUCGCCGUAAUUUCAUUACCCUUGCUGGACGUUGGCAUGAUAAUUACUUAACCAUCCAGCUCACUAGCACUGGCGCUGGAAACGGGGUUCGCCGGCGUGUCCUGCGCGUGGUCAAUUAUUCCGCCCAAAUGUAUUAAUAUGGAGGGGACAGGCCAUUGCACUCGUUAACAGACUGCGGACCAGUGAACGAGUAGCUCGAGCCUCGUGCUAUUAUCACCUCUACCGAGAAUGCCGGCCUCGUCGAGUGGCUGCAUCCCGACGGAUAAGCUGUGAAUUGGAAGCUGGCAUCAUUUCUCCUCACUGCUGCGGCAUGUUCGGCCAUUCGCAUCAGGCGCAGUCUUCCAGUUUCCCGAAGUAUUUUCUCUGUCGCAAUUGCACCAUAUUUGAUAGGCUACUCCAGACAUUUAUUGCCCUGGCAGUGGGUCUUUUGGUCUCACUACCUGGCGCCUGAUAGUUGCCUCCGGCCUGUAUGCAAUCCCGACUCCAAGUGCUGGGAGAAGGCGUCUGACGACCUCCAGUGCAUUCUUAACUUACGGAGACGUUCGUCAGAAUUUGGAGUCACCCUUUUUAGUGUGACCUUUAUUGCAUUUUCACCGACGUGAGCUUCAAGCCGUCCUUAUUUCAGCCUGACACAUAAAGGGAGAAUCCGGUCAUGUUUGGCAGCCACUGCAUCCACGCUCAGCUCCAAUUCUUGACUUUGUUUUGCCAUCGAAGGAAAUUUAUGCAACAGAUGCUAUACAGGCCGGCCCCGCUAUGAACUCAUUUACAAGUGUGUCCACCGCUGCAUCCGCGAUGCUACUGUGUGUGCAUGUUCGGUUAAUUAUGCGAAUACCUGUGUGCGCAAAUGCGGAAACAUACCCGUGUCAUAACAUUUAUGGGCGCCGUAAAGUCAGAAAGCCUGUCAAGUGGGUUUUGACAGGUGGCAACAAGGCCAGAUGUUGGAGGACCGAUGAAUACAAGGCUUGUUCACGGUCUCCAGUGUAAGGAAUCUUGGUUUUCAGACGAGACAUGGGACUGGUACUGCCGAAAACAGCUGGAGGACUUGACCUUUUAGGCGUAUUGUUUCUUUUACUCGGCGAAAUAAUGUCUGUUCCCAAGCCUGCGCUUCUAGAGGAUAAUAGAACGGUUUUGAGUCCAUAAGAGUCUGCCUAUAGUGAUGCCAAAAAUGUGUCUAAUGGGCGCCAUUGUCCUAAUUUUCCCUUACCCAUAUCCUUUCCUUCCAGCGUACCUUGGACUUAGCACUCGGAGUCCCUCCAACCUCAAGUCAGUCUUGCGGCACGGCCUUGAGUGAUUCACGGACCCCAGGGCUCUCGCCAAUGUCCUCUGUGCACAGGUUCCCUGUCCCAACGGAGGCGGAUACCAGGCGGACUCGCACUCUGCCUGCGUCGACCGGCCUCCUUGGCUUCCACGAGUUGCCUCGCACUACCGUGGUGAAACGCCCUACAAUUCCACUGCCCAAAACGGUCGGCCGCGCUGCGGCCGAGAUGAGUCGGACGGUGUCCAUCCCUGACAACUUCCAACGGCAGACAAGCAGCCUGGAGGAUGUGGCUUGCAGCAGCAGUGGCAGCAUCAGUGACAGCAUUGGCGGUCAGGUCACCGAUAGUACAUCCUCACGAAAUAACUCUCUGAAGUCCAGCGGCACGAACACUUCGCGUGGGGAGGAGAGAGAUGAGACGGAUGGCCUCUGCAGGUCCGACUUCCCUGUCAGGACUGAAGUCAAUGUCACCGUGGGAAGUGAAAAACGCAAGGGGGUGACGAGCGUGGUCUAG
Spirometra erinaceieuropaei is the source of this 23692-nucleotide messenger RNA. Lineage: Eukaryota; Metazoa; Platyhelminthes; Cestoda; Diphyllobothriidea; Diphyllobothriidae. The record is from the annotation of a GenBank genome assembly.